UUUAGAUCUGACCCAUAGAUCUGGCCCCACAGAUCUUCCAGGUGAACGUGACCGCAGCAGCCAUGUUGAUCCGCCUCGUGGUGCCCCACAUGGAGAAAAGGGGGGGAGGCUCCAUUGUGGUGGUGUCCUCGCUGGCCGGGUACAUGCCCUUCCCGGCGCUUGGGCCCUAUAGCGUGAGCAAGGCGGCGCUGCUGGGGCUGGUGAAGGCGCUGGGCCCGGAGCUGCGGCCCCACGGCAUCCGCAUCAAUGGGGUGGCCCCAGGGCUGAUCCGCACCCGCUUCAGCAGGGCCCUCUGGGAGGACGAGUCCAUGCAGAAGCGCGUGAUGGCAGCCAUGGGCAUCGACAGGCUGGGCUCCCCGGAGGACGUGGCCGGGAUUGUGACCUUCCUGUGUUCUCCCGCCGCCGCUUACAUCACCGGGGAGACCGUGGUGGUGGCGGGCGGCGCGGCCUCCCGCCUCUAAGGGGCGCUGCAGGGCUGUUGCGGCCGCUCUGUGGCCUCUAU
Messenger RNA from Pezoporus occidentalis (night parrot), 502 nucleotides. RefSeq names its product dehydrogenase/reductase SDR family member 4-like. NCBI's taxonomy places the organism in Eukaryota, Metazoa, Chordata, Aves, Psittaciformes, Psittacidae. The transcript is spliced from 5 exons. Gene Ontology annotation, molecular function: carbonyl reductase (NADPH) activity. The record is from RefSeq and is a predicted model, not a curated record. The coding region runs from base 63 to 461 and encodes 132 amino acids.